This is a messenger RNA of Vespa crabro (European hornet), 1751 nucleotides long. RefSeq names its product cytochrome P450 6j1-like. The record is from RefSeq and is a predicted model, not a curated record. The transcript has a single exon. Lineage: Eukaryota; Metazoa; Arthropoda; Insecta; Hymenoptera; Vespidae. Bases 1 to 1509 code for a protein of 502 amino acids. Gene Ontology annotation, molecular function: monooxygenase activity; oxidoreductase activity, acting on paired donors, with incorporation or reduction of molecular oxygen; heme binding.
AUGAAUUUGUUAAUGCUCGUACUCACAUUAUGCGGAAUAUUGACAUUGUAUAUUUAUUGCCGCAAAAUAUAUAGUUAUUGGAACAGACAAGGUAUACCAGAGGUACCAUAUUCCUUACCAAUCAUUGGUCACCUGUUACCAUUAUUAUUAUUGCAAAAAAGUAUCCCGCAAAUGGUAAUAAAUUGGUAUGAUCGUUACAAGAACAACAGUAUGGUUGGUUAUUACGAUGGUACAUUACCGGGAUUAUUGAUAAGGGAUCCUGAAUUGAUUAAGAUGGUACUGCAAACGAAUUUCACGAAUUUCCAUGAAAACGCAUUGAAGGUCGACAAAGAUGUAGAUCCAUUGGUAGCCAAGAAUCCAUUUUUUUUAAAAGGAGAAGAAUGGUUGAUCAAUAGGAAAAGAUUGACCUAUGCGUUUUCGAGUAUGCGAUUGAAAAUAUUAUCAGAGACCGUACGUAAAGUUUGUAAAAAGUUUGACGAUUAUUUGUAUAAAAAGAUCGAAGAUGAUCAAAGGAUCGAAUUUGAGACGAAAGAUCUAUUCAGUAGAUUUACUGGUGAAGUUGUCGCCAAUGCAGGAUACGGCAUUGAAGGUUUUUGUUUCGAUGAUAAUUAUAAUCCACAAUCGUUCCAUGAGAUGGGUAAAAAGUUAUUCAGGAUAGGCUGGUUACAAAGUGCUUUGCAAUCAAUAAUGUUUUUCCUUCCGUUUCUAAAUAAUUAUUUAAAAAUACAAUUUAUACCAAAGGACAUUGAUCAUUUCUUUCGAACGAUCGUUAAACAGAUAAUAGAGAAGAGACGUGAAGAGAAAGAAAAGCGUAAUGAUUUUUUUCAAUUAAUGAUCGACCUUGAAAAAAGUGAAAAUCAAAAGUUCGACGAGGAAUCAUUAUCGGCAAAUGCAUUAUCAUUCUUCGUCGAUGGUUACGAAACAUCAUCGGCUACCUUGAGCUUCAUUUGUUUCGAAUUAUCGAUACAUUGCGACAUACAAGAAAAACUUAGGAAAGAAAUCAAACAAGUAUUGGAUAAACAUCAAGGAGAGAUUACUUAUGAUUCCUUGAAAGAGAUGACGUAUCUGGAUCAAGUGAUUAACGAAUCGCAAAGAUUAAAUACGGUCUUGGAUAUAAUGAGCAAAAUAUGUACCGAUGGUAUUCAAUUGAAAGGUAACGAUGAUUUAACAUGUAAAGUCGAACCAGGAACAAAAAUGAUUAUACCAGUUCGUUCGUUACACAGAGAUCCUAAAUAUUGGAUCAAUCCGGAAGCAUUUGAUCCAGAUCGAUGGAACGAACAAAGAAAAUCUGAAAUUAAUAAAUAUUGCUUUUUACCAUUUGGUGAAGGACCAAGAAUUUGUGUUGGUCUUAGAAUGGCAUUGUUACAGAUCAAAGCUGCCAUUGUGACCCUAUUAAUGAAAUAUCGAAUAGAAAGAAAUUCAAGAACCUGUUAUCCAGUUAAAAUCCAGAAGUUUGGUAUAUUGUCGACACCGAUCGACGGUCUUUGGGUUUAUCUGAGACGUCUUUAAAAAAAAAAAAAAAAAAAAAAAAAAAAAAAAAACACACACAACAAAAAAAGGAUUAUCUUCUUUUUUAUUUUUUACUUAAUAUCGCUGAAUGACAUUUAUGAUGACUAGACGAAGAUAAUUAUUGUUAUCUGCUGAAUACAAAAUAUUAUUCUUGUCAUUCAUUUCUAAUCGAAUGAAAAAUUUAUUCUUAAUUCAUUUCAUGUAACUCUGUUAUAUACUCUUUCUACUAUUGAUAAAUUAUA